AUGGGGCUAACAUCUUCUAAACUAGUGGACUCUCUUAUGGAGGGUACAAAUUUUGACCAUGAAGAAAUUGAUCGUUUACGUAAAAGAUUUAUGAAAUUAGAUAAAGACAGUUCAGGAACUAUAUCAAAAGAUGAAUUUUUAGCUAUACCUGGUGUUGCUAGUAAUCCAUUAGCUACUAGAUUAAUUGAAACAUUUGAUAAAGAUGGUAGUGGAGAUGUUGAUUUUAAAGAAUUUAUAACAGGUUUAAGUAUAUUUAGUGGGAAAGGUUUAAAAGAUGAUAAAUUAAAAUUUGCAUUUGAGAUAUAUGAUAUUGAUAAAGAUGGUUAUAUAUCCAAUGGUGAAUUAUACAUAGUUUUGAAAAUGAUGGUUGGUAAAAACCUUGAUGAUGAUCAAUUACAACAGAUUGUUGAUCGUACAAUAAUGGAGAAUGAUCAAGAUGGUGAUGGAAGAUUAAAUUUUCAAGAAUUUAAAAGAGCAGUUGAAGAUACUGAAGUUGCUAAAAGCUUAACCUUACAAAGUUUUUGA
Messenger RNA from Hansenula anomala, 525 nucleotides. It is a transcript of the gene CNB1, whose product is annotated as calcineurin regulatory subunit B. The record is from RefSeq and is a predicted model, not a curated record. The transcript has 2 exons. NCBI's taxonomy places the organism in Eukaryota, Fungi, Ascomycota, Saccharomycetes, Phaffomycetales, Wickerhamomycetaceae. Gene Ontology annotation, molecular function: calcium ion binding; calcium-dependent protein serine/threonine phosphatase regulator activity. Bases 1 to 525 code for a protein of 174 amino acids.